This is a messenger RNA of Pseudovirgaria hyperparasitica, 759 nucleotides long. RefSeq lists its product as uncharacterized. The transcript has 3 exons. Bases 171 to 581 code for a protein of 136 amino acids. The record is from RefSeq and is a predicted model, not a curated record. NCBI's taxonomy places the organism in Eukaryota, Fungi, Ascomycota, Dothideomycetes, Acrospermales, Acrospermaceae.
CUAUGUAAUGUCUUGGCAAGCGUAAUCUGCAGUUGCGACAGAUAUAUACGGCACUACUACAAGAUAUGAUGCGGCUUGGAGCUUCGCAUCAGAGCUGCUAGCUCUUAACACACGACGCUCCUCAACUUUUUCUCGUGUUGCAAGGUACUACCCUCUCUGUGGCUAUCCGCAUGAUGUUCUACGGUCAUGCCGCCGCAUCGCAUAUUUCAUGCCAGGAAAGGCUACAAUGUGAUCCGGCACUGGCUUUAUCUUGUCCUUUGGAACUGAGCGGAGCUGAUAGAGUUGUGCCUAAACCCAGGACUACCGGGAGACACUACAUUCAUGACCUACGAUCACAGAGGGCUCCUAUCUUCCUCUCUUCCGCCAGUGGUCAAGCGAAUGUCUUCACACAGUGGAAGAGAUCUCAGGUCUCAGCGCCAAAGUUUGGUAUCUUCCAGGCGCGCAGGGGUGUGAUUACGAAUGUCGAGUCGCUAGCGACCAACAUGGGAUGGGGGAUCGAUGUCGAUCGAUGGACCCUACAACAUCGAAUGUACGCUUUGAAGACGUGGAUCGCCUCACGUCGAAUUCUCUGGCGAAUAUAAAGCCAUGCCUGGCAGGCAAGCAUGAGCCCAAUAUUUAUAUCCUUGAACUUGGUAUAGCCUCCAUUGAAACACGCACCCCCAGGCACGGCCCCUAGACACUAAAGCCGCACUAUGGCAUUUAAAGAUUGGUGAUGAGAUUGCUAUAAUGAGUGACACAGGGCUCAUUGUAAUUACAACA